AGAGCGCGCGCAGCCAUGGCUUUUUCUCUCCUCUCCUUCUCCCUUCUCCGCCCUCUCCCCCCUUCCUUCUCCUUCUCCCCCAAAACCCUCCCCUUCCCCCACCCCCACGCCCUCCUCCGCCGCGGUCCGCGCCCCGCCAUCGUCGCCCGGGCCAAGAACAGCGGCUCCGGCGCCGACCCCCCUGAUCGCAUCCUCGCCGCCGCAUGCUACCUCUACCCCUUCCUCGACGGCGUACAGUACGGCCGCUACGUCCUUGCCCAGUUUCCGGCCUUGCAGGUCCUCCUCCAGCCGCUCCUCCCCGCCAUCCGCCUCUUCCGCUCCUCCCCCCUCAAUGGCUUCCUCCUCUUCCUCACCCUCUACUUCGCCAUCGUCCGGAACCCCUCCUCCUUCAGCCGCUACGUCCGCUUCAACACCAUGCAGGCCAUCGUCCUCGACGUCCUCCUCAUCUUCCCCGACCUCCUCGAGCGCACCUUUAAUCCACGCCAAGGGCUCGCCCUGGAUCUCCUCCAGAGCGUCGACAGCACCAUCUUCUUCUUCCUCCUCAUCUCCUUGGUAUAUGGAUCGACUUCCUGCCUCCUGGGCCAGAUCCCCAGGCUGCCCAUCGUCGCCGAGGCUGCCGAGCGCCAGGUCAUGUGAGUUUGCCGCUCCUCUGCUCUGUUCUACCCCUUCACCUUAGGAAAGUUUCGAUCUUUUUAACAUUUUUCUUCUCUUUUUUCUGGGGAUCCUCUAAUUAGUGAUCUGGGUUAGCUCUUGAUGGUGGUUUGAAACUCGAAGGAGGGGAAUUGGUUUGUGCCUGUUGAUUAAGCUUAAAAAUGAACACUGAAAAAAAAUGUUGCUCUUGGGGUAGAGAUUGGGUGGAGUUGGGAAGUGGGUUGGAUUAUGGUACUGUUAGUUCUGCGCUGGUGGUUCAUGGAUUUCAUACUCUAAAUUAAAAAUUCACUUCUUUUGUUCGUAACCGUUGGGGAAACCUCUUCCCCUUACUAAUAGAAGUGAAAAUUUCAGGGCUUGGCAUUUGUCUUUUGCUUGGA
This is a messenger RNA of Elaeis guineensis (African oil palm), 1028 nucleotides long. Its product is annotated as protein TIC 20-v, chloroplastic-like. The record is from RefSeq and is a predicted model, not a curated record. Lineage: Eukaryota; Viridiplantae; Streptophyta; Magnoliopsida; Arecales; Arecaceae.